Messenger RNA from Periophthalmus magnuspinnatus, 1323 nucleotides. RefSeq names its product hyaluronidase-2-like. NCBI's taxonomy places the organism in Eukaryota, Metazoa, Chordata, Actinopteri, Gobiiformes, Gobiidae. Gene Ontology annotation, cellular component: acrosomal vesicle. Gene Ontology annotation, molecular function: hyalurononglucosaminidase activity. The coding region runs from base 25 to 1323 and encodes 432 amino acids. The transcript has 4 exons. The record is from RefSeq and is a predicted model, not a curated record. Gene Ontology annotation, biological process: carbohydrate metabolic process; hyaluronan catabolic process.
UACAGCAACUGCAGAGGCAUCAUCAUGCUCCUGUCUCUUCUAUCUUUGCUCUCCUUCCAUUUGGCCCUUUCCUUACCCCAAACUGAGCCCCCACUAUUCCCGAAUUACCCUUUUAUUUCCAUAUGGAAUGCUCCGAUGGACAAGUGCUCCCUACCCCCAGACAUGGCAUCAUUUCAGAAUGUCACCUCCCCCAAGGACCCGGGACAAUUCCUCACCCUCUUCUACGACAGCAAGCUUGGACUAUACCCAAAAUACAAUCACAUGCAAGAAUACUGCGGCGGCUUGCCCCAAAAUGGCAACCUAACUGCUCAUUUGACCAAAGCUGCAAUUGACAUUGACGCACAUAUUGCACAAAAUUUCUCACAGGGACUGGUUGUGAUCGACUGGGAGGGUUGGCGCCCCCUAUGGGAUCAAAACUGGAUGUUAAAACGUAUUUAUCAAAAUUUCUCUAUCCUGCAAAUUCUGGAAAAGGAACCUAAACUAUGUGGCAAGAGUAUUAUUGAAGAAGCUAAAACACAGUUUGAAACUGCCGCAAAAAGAUACAUGCAGGAGACUUUAAAACUUGGUAGGGAAAAGUAUCCAAAUUAUAGAUGGGGGUUCUAUCUUUUUCCUGAUUGCUACAACUAUGAUUGGAAUAAGGAUUUUGACUAUACAGGGAAAUGCUCCAUGAAGACAAAAGAGCAGAACAACCAGAUGUCAUGGCUGUGGGAGGCUAGCACAGCUCUGUUUCCGUCCAUUUACCUGGAUGUAAAACUGAGAAACUCGCCCCGUGCGGUUAAAUUUGUCCAAAACCGUGUCCAGGAGGCGCUGAGGGUGGCUGCUCUGCCUCAUGAGAAGCACGCUCUCCCGGUGUAUGUCUUCACACGACCACUCUACAGAGAUCAGAACACAGUCUACCUCAGUGAGACAGACUUGGUGCACACGGUUGGAGAGAGUGCUGCUUUGGGGGCCGCUGGGAUCAUCAUGUGGGGGGCUUCAAGUGACUACAACAACAAGGCAUCAUGUGAGGCCCUCUCCUCGUACUUAACCUCCACUCUGGGUCCGUACAUGGCUAACGUCACCGCGGCGACCUUCCUCUGCAGUCAGGUGCUAUGUCAGGGCAAAGGUCGCUGCGUCAGGAAGAACUACGAGUCCGCCCACUACCUGCACCUGAGCCGCACCCACUUCAGGGUCCUCAAGUGCAGCAGUAAGUAUGUGGCAGUGGGCAGGCCCUCCGAAGAUGAGCUGAAACAAUGGGAGGACCACUUCACCUGUCAGUGCUAUGCUCAGAGCUGUGGGCCCAAACUGGUGCCUCCAAAAGACAUUCAAGAGAUCUGGGUUUAA